CUUGACAGCGAGCUAGCCCGCUAGCUUCACAUCCACCGACUGCUGACUGACCUCCGCUCCCAAGAUGGCUAGUACCCGAGCCCUUGGUGUUCUCUCCGGAUUCACAUCGAGGAGAUACGCACUCCUCACAGGCAAUAACUUCCGCACCUUCUCCGUAGCUCCUGCCAUGCUUGCCCGAACUCACGUGAACUAUGAAGUCAAGGACGACGUCGCUGUUGUACGGAUCAACGACCCGAGCUCCAAGGUCAACACCCUGUCACUCCAAAUGCAAAAGGAGAUGGCCGAAGUAAUGGAUGAGGUGUGGGCCAACGACGCUGUUAAGAGUGCUGUCCUCAUCUCCUCAAAGCCGGGAUGCUUCAUCGCAGGAGCAGACAUUAAUAUGAUCCAGGCCUGCAACAACGCAGAAGAGGUCACCAAGCUUUCUCAGGCAGGGCAGCAGAUGUUCGAGCGGGUUGAAAAGUCUCCAAAGCCCAUUGUUGCUGCCAUCAAUGGCUCCUGCUUGGGCGGUGGCUUAGAGUUUGCCAUUGCCUGCCAGUACAGAAUUGCAACAAAGAGCAAGAAAACAGUUCUCGGUACUCCUGAGGUCAUGCUUGGUCUGCUACCCGGAGCUGGCGGUACGCAGAGACUCCCCAAAAUGGUCGGUCUACCCAGUGCCUUUGACAUGAUGCUAACAGGAAGAAAUAUCCGAGCAGAUAAAGCCAAGAAGAUGGGGCUGGUCGACCAUCUUGUAGACCCUCUAGGACCUGGGCUAAAGAGUCCAGAGGAAAGAACGAUCGACUACCUGGAGGAAGUUGCCAUCGAAUGUGCCAGAGGAAUUGUCAACAAGAAAAUCAAUCUUCACAAAGAGAAGGGCACGAUGCAGAAAGUUCAAGACUACAUCAUGGGCUUUGGGUUUGUGCGGAAUCAAAUUUACAAAACCGUCCACGGAAAAGUUAUGAAGCAGAGCAAGGGACUGUAUCCAGCACCCCUACAGAUCAUUGAUUCUGUGAAAACUGGAGUUGAACAAGGUCCGGUUGCUGGAUACUUAGCAGAGUCUCAGAAUUUCGGGCAGUUGGCAAGAACCCCGGAAUCAGGCGCCCUGAUUGGUCUCUACCACGGUCAAGUUGCGUGCAAGAAGAACCGAUUUGGAACUCCCCAAAAAGAAGUGAAGACUCUUGCCAUCUUGGGAGCAGGUCUGAUGGGAGCAGGUAUCGCUCAGGUGACGGUGGACAAAGGUGUGCACACAAUCCUGAAGGACACCACAGUGGCUGGACUGGCCAGAGGAGAGCAGCAGGUUUACAAAGGGCUCAAUGACAAGACCAGGAAAAGGAACAUCACGUCGUUCCAGAGAGACUCCAUAUUGUCCGGCCUGACCGGCAAGCUGGACUACAGUGGCUUUGAACAUGCAGACAUGGUUAUUGAAGCUGUGUUUGAAGACAUUAAGAUCAAGCACGCAGUCCUGAAGGAGGUGGAGGCUGUCACCUCCCCUAACUGCAUCUUUGCCAGCAAUACGUCCGCUCUGCCCAUCAAGGAUAUCGCUGCAGCCAGCAAGAGGCCAGACAAGGUGAUUGGAAUGCACUACUUCUCUCCAGUCGACAAGAUGCAGCUCCUUGAGAUUAUCAGCACUGAUCAGACGUCACAGGACACCAUCGCCUCGGCUGUGGCCGUCGGCCUGAAGCAGGGCAAAGUCAUCAUCGUUGUUGGGGAUGGACCUGGAUUCUAUACCACAAGGUGUUUGGCUCCAAUGCUGGCGGAAGCUGUACGAGUACUUCAGGAAGGGGUUGACCCCAAGAAGUUGGAUGGGCUCACCACGAGCUUUGGGUUCCCGGUGGGUGCAGCCACGCUGGCCGAUGAAGUCGGUAUCGACGUAGCCGCCCAUGUGGCGGAGGAUCUGGGCAAAGCCUUUGGCUCUCGCUUUGGAGGUGGAAACGUGGAGGUUCUGAAGACCAUGGUGGAGAUGGGAUUCAAUGGCCGCAAGGCGGGGAAGGGCUGCUACGUCUACCAGCCAGGACUCAAAGUCAAAGAGGUCAACCCAGAUAUUGGAGAGAUCCUUGAGAAGUUCAGGCUAACACCAAAUCCUGCUGUUUCAUCGGACUCUGAUGUGCAGUACAGGCUUGUUUCUCGAUUCGUCAAUGAGGCCGUGCUGUGUUUGCAAGAGGGCAUUUUGAACGGCCCUCUGGAAGGAGACAUUGGGGCCGUGUUCGGACUGGGAUUCCCUCCUUGUCUCGGAGGACCUUUCCGUUUCGUGGACUCAUUCGGGGCCGACAAGCUGGUGGAGAAGAUGAGAAAGUACGAGGCCGUGUACGGAAACCACUUCACUCCAUGCCAACUUUUACUGGAUCAUGCAAACGAUCCCAGCAAGAGGUUUCACAAGUGACCGACUCGCCACGUGUGCCAGUAGCGCUUAAUAACAAUAAUAAUGCCUACAUUUGAUCCCAUUGAGUGGAGGCCAGCAUUCUGAAAGUUCCCACAGUGGCCAGUUUAUUAGGUACAGGUAGCUAAGACUGAUGUCAUGAAGGUUAUAAGAUGUAGAAAGGGUUCUCAUCUGGGAUCAUUUUGUUGCUGUGUUGCAGUAAAAUAGAUGUGUUUUUGUUAUUUAGCUGAUAUAAGUCUAUAAAGAGUUAUAAAAAGCCUCCAAAAUGAUCCUACAGAUUAAUAAACACCUUCUAUAAUAACUCUGUUUGCAGGACUAUUAGUUGUAUCUACCUGUACCUAAUAGACUGGCCACUGUGUUCCAUAUCGGCAGAAAUUGAUGCUUUUGUAUUCUUUAACAUUAUUGAUUUACGUAAUGGUGUAUAGAUGGAGGAGGAGCCUAAUUAUUCACACACACUGCGUAUGUAAAGACACUAUGGAGGCAAAAAUAAAUAAAAAACAAAUAUUCUCCUAUUGGAAAAUACAUUAGUAAUGAAUGUGUACCAGUUUCAGCAAGUGUCUUUUUCUCUGUGUACAUUAAAAUAUAUUUCUGGCCUUUUUUGAAUGGUGAUGUAAAAAAAUAAAUCUUUUGUUAAUGAACCA
Limanda limanda (common dab) is the source of this 2994-nucleotide messenger RNA. It is a transcript of the gene hadhab, whose product is annotated as hydroxyacyl-CoA dehydrogenase trifunctional multienzyme complex subunit alpha b. Gene Ontology annotation, biological process: fatty acid beta-oxidation. The record is from RefSeq and is a predicted model, not a curated record. The transcript is spliced from 20 exons. Gene Ontology annotation, cellular component: mitochondrion; mitochondrial fatty acid beta-oxidation multienzyme complex. Lineage: Eukaryota; Metazoa; Chordata; Actinopteri; Pleuronectiformes; Pleuronectidae. Gene Ontology annotation, molecular function: long-chain (3S)-3-hydroxyacyl-CoA dehydrogenase (NAD+) activity; enoyl-CoA hydratase activity; NAD+ binding. Bases 65 to 2356 code for a protein of 763 amino acids.